AAACACCCACCACUGAUUUUUUAGUAAAAACAAAAAUUAAGGUUAUUUCGUAACCUGUUCCAAAUUUUAAGAUUUUCUUUUUUUAUUAAUAAAAUUUGUACAGUAAAUCAUGGCUCAAAGUAGAUUGGAAAAAAUUGGAACGAUUUUUACCAGAGUAACUGGUUUGUUGCGUUCGGGAGCUAUGAAGCCGGAAGAUAAGCCUAUCUGGUAUGAUUUGUAUGAAGCCUUUCCACCUAAGCUGGAGCCACGUUUUGAUAGACCGGCACCAAAAAAUAUACCUAUAAAAAACAUUUUUUAUGAGGAGGAUGUAGCAAGAGCGAAAUUCCACAAAUCUUUAAAGCAACAAGAAAUGAUUAGUUUAUUCGAUAAGAAGCGGGAAACUCAAACCCAGCAAUUUAUCAAAAUUUACCAAGGUUUGAAAGCCCAGGGUGCUCUAGAUGAAGAGAAAAUUUUCGAAACUUCCGUUGAAUUGCUGCAACAAGAAAGACAACAAAUGAAGGCGGACAGCCAGGAACAAUUACUGGAAAGUGCGGAAAGCGACUCUAAGCUCUCAUUAUCAGAAGCCUUUAAUGAAGCCAAGCAAGCUAAAGAUAACUCGUCCACACGCAACACAAAUAGUGAAUCUAGAAAUCAUAAAUCAGGUUCGAAAAACUCCAUAGGCGGUAUAGAUAUACAAAAUUUGUUUAAAGAUUAAUUUUUUUAUAUAUUAAAAUGGAAAAUAGUUUAUUUGAAAAGUACAUAAUUAAAAUUGUUUUCUUAAACAGCUAAA
This is a messenger RNA of Calliphora vicina (urban bluebottle blowfly), 769 nucleotides long. It is a transcript of the gene mRpS23, whose product is annotated as mitochondrial ribosomal protein S23. Gene Ontology annotation, cellular component: mitochondrion; ribosome. NCBI's taxonomy places the organism in Eukaryota, Metazoa, Arthropoda, Insecta, Diptera, Calliphoridae. Gene Ontology annotation, molecular function: structural constituent of ribosome. Gene Ontology annotation, biological process: translation. Bases 110 to 694 code for a protein of 194 amino acids. The record is from RefSeq and is a predicted model, not a curated record. The transcript is spliced from 3 exons.